AUGGGUUACAAACCUGCUUUUAUAUACUUGUACGCUUUCUGUAUUUAUUGGUUUGGCGGAGUGUGCGCGAAUUCCCCUAAACUUUUGGCUGUAACGGUGGCAACUGAUGAAACUGAUGGUUUACGGAGACUACAGAGGUCUGCAGAAGCAUUUCAUAUUGACCUUCAUGUUUUUGGUCUGGGCGAAAAGUGGAUUGGUGGUGAUGUACGAAAUGGUCCAGGUGGAGGUCAAAAGAUAAGAAUUUUGCAAAAACACCUGAAGCAGUACAGAGAUCGUCAGGAUGUAGUCGUGCUUUUCGUGGAUGCUUUUGAUGUGAUUUUCAAUGGCUAUGGUGAAGAGAUUAUGUCCCGUUUUCUUAGCGACUUCAAAGAUUAUCGAGUUGUGUUUUCUGCGGAGUCAUUCUGCUGGCCAGAUCCCGAACUUAGUGAAGCAUAUCCACUUGUUCAGUUCGGCAAACGUUACUUGAACUCUGGCCUUUUUAUGGGUUACGCACCUGAAAUUUGGAAGUUAAUUAACCUCGUACCUGUUCAGGAUUCUGAUGACGAUCAGCUUUACUAUACUCGUAUUUACGUGGAUCGGGAAAGCAGAAGGUCUUUGGAAUUUACCCUAGAUUCGCUGUCCCGAAUCUUCCAAAACUUAAAUGGCGCUGCAAAAGAUCUUUCUCUCGAGUUUAAAGAAAAUGACUAUGCUGUGCUUCAUAACAUUCCUUAUUCCACUCAUCCGCUGAUUCUUCAUGGCAAUGGGCCAAGCAAAUCAUACCUUAAUUAUCUGGGGAAUUACUUGGGGAAAGCUUGGAUAGAGAAUGGAGUGUGUCAGAUGUGUAACCUCGAAGAGACAGAAGUUUUAGAAGAGUCAGAUAGGGAGAGUUGGCCGUUAUUAACCAUAGCUUUACUAAUUGCAAAACCCACUCCUUUUGUGCACGAGUUUUUGGAAUCGUUUACCGCUUUGUAUUACCCGACAUCCCGCAUUCAUCUUUUCAUCUACAAUAAUCAAAAGUAUAAUGAAAAUGAGGUUAAAAAGUUUGUCCAGAGUGUGUCGGAUAAAUACUUGUCUGUUGAUGUUGAGAAUUCUGAUACCGACUUUGGGGAACGGGAAGCCCGGACCCUCGCAAUCAAUUGUUUUGCACAAGUGCUACUGAAGCAUGCGUUUUGCAAAUCCCUGCGUUUGUUAUUGUACUCUCGCUUUUUUCAUAAUUUCAGAGGCAUUCUUGCUCCAUUGGUAGUUCAACCUGGUAAACUGUUUUCCAACUUUUGGGGAGCAGUCGCCAAAGACGGAUAUUAUGCUCGUUCAGUCGAUUAUAUGGAAAUUGUAACAAACAAAAAGAAAGGGGUGUGGAAUGUCCCUUUUGUCAGCAGCGCUCUACUUAUAAAUUCUAAGAAGUUUGUUUCGAUGGGGAAGUCAUUCGUUUAUAACACGAAUCAUGAUCCUGACAUGAGUUUUUGUGAAUAUGCUCGAGAUUUCGGUCAUUUUAUGUACUUAGAUAACCAGCGACAUUACGGCUUUUUGGUUGUUAGUGAAAACUUUGAUUUAACGAAACUGCAUCCCGAAAUGUAUCAAGUUUUUGACAAUCCUGAACUCUGGGAAUCUCGUUAUCUUCACGAGAGUUAUCAUUUGGCGUUAAAUGAUAACAGCGAUGUGAUUACUCAGCCAUGUCCAGAUGUUUACAGUUUUCCGUUUAUGUCAAAAGAUUUUUGCGAAGAAUUAAUUGGAGAAGUGGAGUUCUUUGGUCAAUGGUCUGAUGGCUCCAAUUAUGAUAAACGAUUAGCCGGAGGUUAUGAGAAUGUACCAACUCGUGACAUUCAUAUGAAACAGAUCGAUUUUGAAAGACAGUGGCUUUACAUUUUGGACACGUAUAUUAGACCCAUCCAGGAGAAGAUCUAUAUUGGUUAUUACCAUAAACCUGUUGAAGCCUACAUGAUGUUCGUUGUACGAUAUAAACCAGAUGAACAACCUUCACUUCGCCCUCAUCAUGAUGCAUCGACAUACAGCGUGGACAUAGCUCUUAACAAGCAAGGUGUUGACUAUGUUGGAGGUGGAGUUAGGUUUAAUCGUUAUAAUUGCAGCGUAAACGCGAGUGAAGUCGGUCACUCUCUUAUAUUCCCUGGACGUUUAACGCAUCUUCAUGAGGGUUUGCCAACCGUAAGUGGAACUCGGUACAUUGCUGUUUCGUUUAUUAAUCCUUGA
Messenger RNA from Enterobius vermicularis (human pinworm), 2184 nucleotides. Lineage: Eukaryota; Metazoa; Nematoda; Chromadorea; Rhabditida; Oxyuridae. The record is from the annotation of a GenBank genome assembly.